UUCGCUGUAUGAAUUGCAUAACGUAAGAGCAGCUUAGCCAAGGGGAAAAAAUCUUGGCUUUUCCCUUUCUUCCUUCCGAUCUCUCUCGCUCCGCUGAUUCCUCUCAAUUCCGAUCCCAAAAACCCUAAUUUAUUUCACAAAACCCUAACCUGGUUAUCAAGAUUGUCCAGAUCUGAUAUUUUCGGUGUUCUUGCGUUUCGAAUUUACAGAUCCAGGCCUUCUUUGGUUUCAGAUUUGUUGGUACUGCACGGGGGAUUUCUUGAUUGUUGCGAAAGGUUUAGAAUUUGAUUUCGGUUUGUUAUCAAGCAUGGCUGCUCCUGUGCCUCCAGGGGCACCUAGACCCAACACUCAGCGAGCACCUCCUCCGAAUUACUUCCCCGGUUCACAAGGGAACCCUAAUCCCAAUGCGAUAGCCGAUAAUAUGCAGAACUUAAGCAUUAACCGGCCUCCUCCUCCGAUGCCUGGUUCAGGUCCUAGACCACCUCCCCCUUUUGCCCCAUCUCCGCAACCUUUUCCUCAGCAAGGCCCUUCCUUUGGCGGGCCUACUCCAAUGGCUCGGCCUGGUCCACCUCCCCCUGCAUUGGCUAGACAAGGUGGGCAACCUCCCAUGUCCCAACCCGGGUUACCUUCGAAUGCACCAUUGGGUAGACCCAUUGCUCCGCCUGUUAGUCAGGCGCCAUUUGGUGCCAGACCAUUUGGUGGGCCUGGUGCACCCCCUCCAGUUCCUUCGGGUGGUUUCCCAGUUUCUGGUCCACUGGGCGGUGUAGCUGCAGCUCCUCCUCUGGGAGCUCGCCUGAAUGCUUUUGGUUCACCUCCACCUGUGGCAUCUGGUAUGUCUGUGCCUCCUCCCUCAGGCAUGCCUGGCGGUCCAGUCAGUAAUGGGCCUCCAAUGGUGGGUACUGGGUCAUUUCCCAGGGGACCCAAUUACCCUCCUGCUGGCGCUACUCCACAAGCACCCUAUUCACAGCCUCCUACAGCACCUUUUGUUCGGGGUCCUCCACAGACCCCCAGUUCACCACUAACUGCACCUCCUGGUCCUUCAAUGCCUCCACCAGCAACGUUUCCUGGGGCACCUCAUAGCAGGCCAGCUGUAUCUGCUUUACCGUAUGGUAUGCCACCUCAGCAGGUCGUUCCUCCUCCUGCUGUUUCUGGUUCAGUGCCACCUUCAAUGAUAUAUGGUAUGGGUCCAUUGCCGAAUCAGUCGAUGACCACUAUACCCUCGGCAAUGGGUCAACCUGGAACAUCUCUCCCUGGUCCUUCAAAGAUUGAUCCUAAUCAGAUCCCAAGGCCCGGUUCAAGCAGCAGUCCUAUCAUCUAUGAAACUCGCCAGGGAAAUCAGGCUAAUCCUCCCCCGCCUGCUACUAGUGAUUACAUUGCUAGGGACACUGGAAACUGCAGCCCACGGUACAUGCGGUGUACAAUCAAUCAGAUCCCUUGUACAGUUGAUCUUCUGUCUACUUCUGGAAUGCAACUGGCGUUGACUGUUCAACCGCUGGCACUUCCUCAUCCUUCAGAAGAGCCUAUCCAAGUUGUGGAUUUCGGUGAAAGUGGUCCUGUUCGGUGUUCUCGUUGCAAGGGCUACAUAAAUCCUUUCAUGAAGUUCAUUGAUCAAGGAAGGAAGUUCAUCUGUAACUUAUGUGGAUAUACGGAUGAGACUCCCCGCGAUUACCAUUGUAAUCUGGGUCCUGAUGGUAGACGCAGGGAUGCUGAUGAAAGGCCUGAGCUGUGUAGAGGAACUGUUGAGUUUGUUGCUACAAAAGAAUACAUGGUACGGGAUCCGAUGCCAAAUGUGUAUUUCUUCCUCAUUGAUGUCUCUAUGAAUGCGAUUCAAACAGGUGCAACUGCCGCUGCUUGCAGUGCAAUCCAGCAAGUCCUUUCAGACCUCCCUGAAGGCCCCAGAACAUUUGUUGGAAUUGCGACAUUUGACUCAACUAUCCACUUCUAUAAUUUGAAACGUGCACUGCAACAACCGCUGAUGCUCAUUGUUCCUGAUGUGCAAGAUGUUUACACACCCCUAGAAACUGAUGUUGUUGUUCAGCUUUCCGAGUGUCGUCAGCAUUUAGAGCUUUUGUUGGAAAGCAUCCCAACCAUGUUUCAGGAGAGUAAGGCUCCUGAAUCAGCUUUUGGUGCAGCAGUUAAGGCUGCUUUCUUGGCGAUGAAGAGCACUGGAGGAAAACUAAUGGUGUUUCAGUCAGUUUUGCCUUCAGUUGGUUUGGGAGCGCUUUCUUCUAGAGAGGCUGAAGGGAGAGCCAAUGUCUCUGCAGGUGAAAAGGAAGCCCAUAAAUUACUACAACCAGCAGACAAGACUCUAAAGACCAUGGCUAUUGAAUUUGCUGAAUACCAGGUCUGUGUAGAUAUAUUUAUUACAACUCAGACCUACAUUGACAUUGCAUCAAUUUCUGUCAUCCCGAGGACUACUGGAGGACAGGUUUAUUACUAUUACCCAUUUUCAGCUCUCUCUGAUCCUCCCAAGCUUUACAACGAUCUUAGAUGGAAUAUCACUAGGCCACAGGGUUUUGAGGCUGUCAUGCGUGUCAGAUGCAGCCAGGGUAUUCAAGUGCAAGAUUACUCAGGGAACUUCUGCAAACGCAUUCCAACUGACAUCGACCUACCUGCGAUUGAUUGUGACAAAGCUAUAAUGGUGACGUUAAAGCACGACGACAAACUUCAAGAUGGUACUGAAUGUGCUUUCCAGUGCGCCCUUCUUUACACCACCAUAUAUGGAGAAAGAAGAAUCAGAGUCACUACUUUAUCCCUCCCUUGUACAAACAUGCUUAGUAACCUAUUCCGCUCAGCUGACCUAGAUUCUCAAUUUGCCUGUAUGCUAAAGCAAGCUGCUGGUGAAAUCCCUUCAAAGGCACUUCCAUUAGUAAAGGACCAGGUGAUUAAUGCCUGCGUCAACACGCUUUAUUCCUACCGUAAAUUCUGUGCCACAGUCACAUCAUCUGGACAACUUAUUCUUCCUGAGGCGCUCAAGCUUUUGCCUUUAUAUGCUCUAGCAUUAACCAAAAGUGUGGGGUUACGAACUGACGGGAGAAUUGAUGAUCGCUCAUUCUGGAUCAACUAUGUGUCUUCCCUCUCAACUCCUCUGGCAAUUCCACUGGUUUACCCCAGAAUGAUUGCUGUUCAUGAUCUUGAUGCUAAGGAUAAUGAAGGAUCUGUCCUUCCUCCUCCAAUUCCAUUGUCAAGUGAACACAUUAGCAAUGAGGGAGUCUAUUUCCUUGAGAACGGUGAAGAUGGUUUAAUAUAUGUUGGAGACUCGGUAAACUCAGAUAUACUGCAGAAGCUCUUUGGUGUUCCCUCAGUUGCUGAAAUUCCUAGCCAGUAUGUGCUGCAACUAUACGACAAUCCAUUAUCGAAGAAGUUCAAUGAUGUGGUGAAUGAAAUAAGGAGACAAAGAUGUUCAUACCUACGCCUGAAAUUAUGCAAGAAUGGUGAUCCAUCAGGAAUGCUGUUCUUAACAUACAUGGUCGAGGACAGAACAGCAAGUGGCUCCUCGUACGUGGAGUUUCUCGUUCAAGUCCACCGCCAAAUCCAGCUCAAGAUGAACUGACACACCCAAAACUGAAACAGAUCUCUGAUCUCCCUCUCCUCUGUUUCUUGUCUUUUAAAAUCUUUAGUAGAGUGAAGUGAAAGAGCAUAGCAAGGGGAAAAAAAGGAAGAACAAAUCAUCUUCCUUUGUUCAUACUCUUCCGCCGGGAAUCUUCAAAUGGGGACGCUUUUUUAUUUUCAUAUAAAUCAUAUAUGAUUCAUUGUGCUCAAUGUUACAAGUUCUUGGUUCCUGUAUGUGUGCUUGGAGAAGAGGAGAGAGAGCAGAGACCUGGAAGUCAGGAGAUUUUUGUUUUUUUGUUUUUUUGUUUUUGGUGGCUCAGCUAUAAAUAUACAGAGAGAGUCUUGGAAGCCUUUAUCAGACUUAGAAGGAUAUUUUUUUCUGCUUUCUCCUCCUUUUUGGUCUCCUCUGAGAACAUCCAUUUUUUGUAAUGUUCAGACAUUGUAUGUGUUUCUGUUUCUGUUUCAGCUUGCAAUAAGGAGACUUUUCAUUUCAUUU
Tarenaya hassleriana is the source of this 4048-nucleotide messenger RNA. Its product is annotated as protein transport protein Sec24-like At4g32640. Gene Ontology annotation, cellular component: COPII vesicle coat; endoplasmic reticulum exit site. Bases 308 to 3553 code for a protein of 1081 amino acids. Gene Ontology annotation, biological process: COPII-coated vesicle cargo loading; endoplasmic reticulum to Golgi vesicle-mediated transport; intracellular protein transport. The transcript has 25 exons. Lineage: Eukaryota; Viridiplantae; Streptophyta; Magnoliopsida; Brassicales; Cleomaceae. Gene Ontology annotation, molecular function: zinc ion binding; SNARE binding. The record is from RefSeq and is a predicted model, not a curated record.